Molecule: messenger RNA, 1965 nt
Organism: Strongylocentrotus purpuratus (purple sea urchin)
Lineage: Eukaryota; Metazoa; Echinodermata; Echinoidea; Camarodonta; Strongylocentrotidae
Gene: ascc1
Product: activating signal cointegrator 1 complex subunit 1
Exons: 9
Coding region: 101-1222 (373 amino acids)
Biological process (GO): DNA alkylation repair; regulation of DNA-templated transcription
Cellular component (GO): nucleus
Molecular function (GO): RNA binding
Source: RefSeq, a predicted model, not a curated record
UUUGAUUUGGUUUCGUCUUCUGCUAACGUUGAAUGUGAACGGAUUUGGAGCACCAAGGACUCUCUAGCAAUCGCAUUGUCAACAAACAAUUUAAAUCAUCAUGGAUGUGCUUAGGCCCCCAAUCGUCACCAUAGGAGGACGUUGUUACCGACGGAACCCCGCCCAAAUGACAUCUCCACAUCUGCCUGGGAACGCCUAUGAAGAACAAGGAGGAUACACCGAACAAGAUGAUGAAAUGUAUGAUGAGGAAAUGUACGAGGCAGAGACGGCAGAGAAUGUGUCAUGUGACCCCCUGGAGAUGGAGAAGACGAGGGACGGCUACCGGUUGGUGAUCGACGUUCCCUCAAAGUUCUUCGGGCUGAUCAUAGGGUCCAGAGGUGAAACGAAGAAGAGGCUUGAGCAUGAGACGCGCACCCAGAUCCACAUUCCGAGGGGCAAUGAGCAUAUCGACGAAAUAACCAUCAGCGGUAAGACGAGACAGGGCGUGUCCUCCGCUAAGACCAGAAUCGAUGUCAUGGCCGCCAGCGCUCGUCAGAAGACCCCCUUUACGCACUUUGUUGCCGUCCCCCUCAACAGCCAGGACAUCAUGGACAGGUUUCAGGCAUUCAGAGAGGACGUCUUGAAGGAAUGUAAACAUUGCUCAGGGGUUGAUGAGAGGAUAUUCCAGAUUCCUCAAAAACUCCAUCUGACCAUCGUUACUUUGGUGCUCCUGACCAAAAAAGAAGUGAAAGCAGCACUGGAAAUUCUCAAUGAUUGUCUGGAAAAUAUUAUCAAUCCUAUACUUCAAGGGAACCCUCUCUUGAUUGACCUGGCAGGACUGGAAUACAUGAACGAUGAUCCUGGAAAGGUAGAUAUCCUCUAUGGAAAAGUCAGGAUGCAAGACGGAACAGACGGAUUACAAGAGAUCGCAAACCGAAUCCAGGAGAGAUUUGUGGCAUCGGAGCUGUGCCAAGACAGUCGGAAUGACCUUGAGGUCAAGCUUCACGCGACCCUCAUGAACUCCAUCUUCAGAGCACCGGAGGUCAAAAAUCAGAGGUCAGAGGGCAGAGGCAGGGGUCAACAACAGCGAAGCAGAGAAGCCUUUGAUGCGAGUGAGAUUCUGGAACUCUUUGGUGAUUUUUCAUUUGGAGAACUACGCGUCAACUCUCUCCACCUGGUUGGGAGAGGGCGCUGUGCAGAAGACGGAUCCUAUUGGGCAGCCGGUAAAGUGCCUCUACCCUGAAAAGAACUCUAAAAGACAUUCAAAAUGUUUCUACAAGAGACCUGGAAAAUAACGGUGUUGUCUAUCAAUCUGGAAUUAAUGGACCCGAAAAGGCAAUCAGUAUCGAAAAGUAAAGAUGGAGUCUGCUCCUACAGAAGCCCAAUGAACCAUUUAUUUGCACAUCUAAUGGAAUUUUAACAGACAUACACUGGUUGUCUGGAAAGUGGGCCUUACAUGCAAUGUUGUACCAUGUCAUGUGACCUUAAACGCUUGCUACACGUACAAGCUAGCAUUAACAGAAACAUUUCUACAGAAAUAAGACCCUGAGUGUUCUCAGAAACGAGUCACCUCUGGAAACUGGUUCACCAUUCUACCAUUGUUAGUGUUAUUAUCUCAUUGUGGUGUUUUUCUACAGAAGCGCGCUCCUGGAAAUAAUCGGUAUGUUUGCCCUAGAAUGAUAACUGUACAGUGUAUUUUGAAACCCUGUGGGAAUAUGCCAUUUGUGAUGCAAGGUAUCAGUGUGGGGAAAUAGAGGGGGGAAUUCCCAGUUUCUGAGAAGAACAGGGGGGGGGGGGGGGUGCUUGUAUUUUAGGGGGAGUAAUUGUGUUUCACUGUGUUACUCCAAUUAUCACAUUGUCUUUAAAUCUGCAUUUUUCAUGUCUCGCAACUCUUGUAAACUAUGUUGCAUAUUUACCUUUUGUUUAAAAAAAGGUGAGAUAAAGGAUAGAUAUAUUUAUGAUUAUUAAAAGGAAAUAUAAAAUACA